This is a messenger RNA of Coregonus sp. 'balchen', 9945 nucleotides long. NCBI's taxonomy places the organism in Eukaryota, Metazoa, Chordata, Actinopteri, Salmoniformes, Salmonidae. The record is from the annotation of a GenBank genome assembly.
AUGGGCACUGAGAUUGGUGUGAGGGAUUUCUGUGACUAUCAGCGUUAUAAUGUCUUGGAGGUAAGGCUCACUUUCACAGGUACUCACCAUGGCUACAGCAUAGGGUUGUGCUCAGUAGGAGUAGCACAUGUUUUGAAAUGGAGGAGGUAACCUCAUCUGGAAUAACCAAAAAGCUCAUUUUCUGUUUUAAAAUGUUUUCUUGUUUCAUACGUCUGCAACACAACCCUGGCUGACUUGAUAAUGAUGCAAUGAUUGAGGAUGUUUAGGCUUCCUGUCCAUACAGGAAGUGGGUCACAGGAUGGGCCUGCAGACACACAAGCUGUCCUCACUGUGGAAGGACCAGGCCUUGGUGACCAUCAAUGUUGCAGUCAUAUACAGUUUCCAGGUAACCUAUGAUUUUCAUGUAUACGGGGCCAAUCCAAAGGCAUGUUUUUCCCAGUAGAAAUCCCAAGUUAUGUUGUUGUUGCUGUUGUUGUUUUGUUACAUCAUUAGUUUUUUUAAUACCUACAAUUUUAAAUAAGAUACUUCCAUCCCAUAAUAUUUAGCCAGAGGAUGCUACACUACAAUGACAACUGUUCAGCCAUCAACUGGAGUUUUCCUUGAGAUAAAUGUACUCCUUUUGUCUCAUUACUGUACACUGCAGAAGAACAGGGUGACCAUCACAGACCACCACUCUGCAGCCAAGUCCUUUAUGAAGCACAUGGAGACAGAGUUCCGGCUGCGCGGCGGCUGCCCUGCAGACUGGGCCUGGCUGGUUCCUCCCAUGUCUGGCUCCCUCACCCCCAUCUUCCACCAGGAGAUGGUCAACUACAUCCUCUCUCCCUUCUUCUACUACCAGGUAGAUUCUGAGACACCAUCUUGUAUCGCAGUGGUCUAAGGCACUGCAUCGCAGUGCUAGCUGUGCCACUAGAGAUCCUGGUUCGAGUCCAGGCUCUGUCGCAGCCGACCGCGACUAGGAGACCCAUGGGCGGUGCACAAUUGGUCCAACGUCGUCCAAGGUAGGGGAGGGUUUGGCCGGCAGCGAUGUGGGUUUGUUUCCCACGGGGGGACAGUAUAAUUUUUUUAUUUUUUUUUAAAUAAACAUGUAUGCAUUUACUAACUGUAAGUCGCUCUGGAUAAGAGCGUCUGCUAAAUGACAAAAAUGUCAAUGUAUUGUGCAUAGUAUAUAGGUUAUGUCAUUCAUCUGGUUAAGCUCCACCUUACAUAAUUACAGGGCAGUUGCUAUAUGACCAUCUGUGACUGUUGUUGUUGUUGUUGUUGUUGUUAGAAGCCUGAUCCCUGGACUACCCAUGUCUUGAGAAAUGGGGAGAAGUGCCUGAGGAAGCAACAGAUCAGCUUCAAAGCGGUGGCCAGGUAAUGUUCCAUGGACUAUGACACCCAUAUCUGUAAUGCUUUAUGAACACAUUCAUGAUGCGUUAUAAAUUAUAAUGCAGUCCUAAUCAUAUUAUUGACAUAGCUAUAAACAUAAUGGUUGAGGUUGAGCUAAACCAUGCUCAUAAUGCAUUACAAAGUAUUAUCAUUAAUGUCUGGUUCCCUCCUAUAGGGCGGCGCUCUUUUCUUCAACCCUUAUGAGCAGAGUGCUGGCGAACAGGGUGCGCUGCACUAUCCUGUACGCUACUGAAACAGGGAAAUCACAGACAUUGGCCCAGAGACUGAACUCCAUGCUAAACUGUGCCUUCAACUCCAGGGUAGGACAUCCAUCUCAUCUCUAUGAAGGCUGAUAGGGGGCCUACUGCCUCAGGAUAAUAUGCUUCAGGGCAUUUGUGUGUGUUAAGCACUGUGAAUCAAUGUAAAACUCUAGUUUAAUUGGAACCUAAAUGUAUGUGAGGACUACAUUGAGCUAAUUCAGAGUUCAUUUACAGAAUGAGCAAUGGGGAUUUAGCUAGCUAGUAGAUGUGCUUGUACAAUGUACAAUCUGUUGAUGUAUUAAGUCACUACUGUCCUCAAAAUACAGAAUUUCCCAGAAAGUUUACAAAGUUAACUAAAGCUGCUCUGUAUAUCUUCAAAGUUGCUCUGUAUGGAGGACUAUAACUUCAGUGACAUGGAACAGGAGAUCCUUCUGAUUGUGGUAACAAGCACCUUUGGGAAUGGAGACUUCCCUGGAAAUGGAGAGGUGUGUUUUUGUGUUUGUGUAUUUUGAAGAUAUUAACAAUAAUAUUUUCCCCCACAAUUUUAAAAUGUAAUGUCUCAAUAUUCCCCACAUGUUAAUAUUUAUUUCUCUAGAGUUUCAAGAAGCAGCUUUUCUCCUUGCAGAAUCUCAGGAACAAGUUAAGGUAAGUAGUAUCUCAAGCAUUUCUCUCUGCAUUGCCCUCUCCGUACUGGGCUGUACAUGUACAUCAGUGGAGGCUGCUGAGGGGAGGGCGGCUCAUAAUAGUCAUUUCAUUUCAUUUUCAUUUUCGUCAUUUAGCAGACGCUCUGAUCCAGAGCGACUUACAAAUUGGUGCAUUCACCUUAUGAUAGCCAGUGGGACAACCACUUUCCAAUAUAUAUAUAUUUUUUAUUUUCUUUUUUUUGGGGGGGGGGGGGUGGGGUAAGGGGGGGUAGAAGGAUUACUUUAUCCUAUCCCAGGUAUUCCUUAACGAGGUGGGGUUUCAAGUGUCUCCAGAAGGUGGUGAGUGACUCCGCUGCCCUGGCGUCGUGAGGGAGCUUGUUCCACCAUUGGGGUGCCAGAGGAGCGAACAGUUUUGACUGGGCUGAGCGGGAACUGUGCUUCCGCAGAGGUAGGGGGGCCAGCAGGCCAUAGGUGGAUGAACGCAAUGCCCUCGUUUGGGUGUAGGGACUGAUCAGAGCCUGAAGGUACGGAGGUGCCGUUCCCCUCACAACUCCGUAGGCAAGCACCAUGGUCUUGUAGCAGAUGUGAGCUUCAACUGGAAGCCAGUGGAGUGUGCGGAGAAGCGGGGUGACGUGAGGGAACAUGGGAAGGUUGAACACCAGACGGGCUGCGGCGUUCUGGAUGAGUUGUAGGGGUUUAAUGGCACAGGCAGGGAGCCCAGCCAAAAGCAAGUUGCAGUAAUCCAGACGGGAGAUGACAAGUGCCUGGAUUAGGACCUGUGCCUCUUCCUGUGUAAGGCAGGGUCGUACUCUGCGAAUGUUGUAGAGCAUGAACCUACAGGAUCGGGCAACCGCCUUGAUGUUUGCGGAGAACGACAGGGUGUUGUCCAGGGUCACGCCAAGGCUCUUUGCACUCUGGGAGGAGGACACAACGGAGUUGUCAACCGUGAUGGCGAGAUCAUGGAACGGGCAGUCCUUCCCCGGGAGGAAGAGCAGCUCCGUCUUGCCGAGGUUCAGCUUGAGGUGGUGAUCCGUCAUCCACACUGAUAUGUCUGCCAGACAUGCAGAGAUGCGAUUCGCCACCUGGUUAUCAGAAGGGGGAAAGGAGAAGAUGAAUUGUGUGUCGUCUGUGUAGCAAUGAUAGGAGAGGCCAUGUGAUGAUAUGACAGAGCCAAGUGACUUGGUGUAUAGCGAGAAUAGGAGAGGACCUAGAACUGAGCCCUGGGGGACACCAGUGGUGAGAGCACGUGGUGCGGAGACAGAUUCUCGCAACGCCACCUGGUAGGAGCGACCUGUCAGGUAGUACGCAAUCCAAGAGUGAGCCGCGCCGGAGAUGCCCAACUCGGAGAGGGUGGAGAGGAGGAUCUGAUGGUUCACAGUAUCAAAGGCAGCAGAUAGGUCUAGAAGGAUGAGAGCAGAGGAGAGAGAGUUAGCUUUAGCAGUACGGAGAGCCUCCAUGACACAGAGAAGAGCAGUCUCAGUUGAAUGACCAGUCUUGAAACCUGACUGGUUUGGAUCAAGAAGGUCAUUCUGAGAGAGAUAGCAAGAGAGUUGGCUAAAGACGGUACGCUCAAGUGUUUUGGAGAGAAAAGAAAGAAGGGAUACUGGUCUGUAGUUGUUGACAUCAGAGGGAUCGAGUGUAGGUUUUUUGAGAAGGGGUGCAACUCUCGCUCUCUUGAAGACGGAAGGGACAUAGCCAGCGGUCAAGGAUGAGUUGAUGAGCGAGGUGAGGUAAGGGAGAAGGUCUCCGGAAAUGGUCUGGAGAAGAGAGGAGGGGAUAGGGUUAAGCGGGCAGGUUGUUGGGCGGCCGGCCGUCACAAGUCGCAAGAUUUCAUCUGGAGAGAGAGGGGAGAAAGAAGUCAAUGUCACGAAUACUGCCGAGGCUGCUCCUCCUCCUUGUUCGGGCAGGCUUCGGCGUUCGUCGUCCCCGGAGUACUAGCUGCCACCGUUUGAUGUUUCGAUGUUUGUUUGGUCAUGUCUAGUUUAGUGCACCUGUUUCGUAUUCUGUCCUGAUUAUGUCACCUAUACGUUUCCCUGUGUUAUGUUUUGGAGUUGUGUGUUAUUGUCCGCAUUGUCGUUUGUCUUUUUUCGGUAUAUGUUGUGCUUAGUGUAGUUUACGCGUUGCGCGUAUUCUUUGCCUCCUGUGUGUUCGAGGCCAUUUAUUUUGGAUUGUCUUUGAGUCUCAGUAAAGUCGUUUUGACUUAUCCGCUGUGUCCUGCGCCUGACUUCACCACCACUUCCACAAAUAUACCGUGACAGUCAAAGCAUAGGGUAGGGCAGUGUGAGCAGGACCAGCAGUGUCAUUUGACUUAACAAACGAGGAUUGGAUGUCGUCAACCUUCUUUUCAAAAUGGUUGACGAAGUCAUCCACAGAGAGGGAGGAGGGGGGGAGGGGGAGGAGGAUUCAGCAGGGAGGAGAACGUGACAAAGAGCUUCCUAGGGUUAGAGGCAGAUGCUUGGAAUUUAGAGUGGUAGAAAGUGGCUUUAGCAGCAGAAACAUAGGAAGAAAAUGUAGAGAGGAGGGAGUGAAUAGAUGCCAGGUCCGUAGGGAGUCUGGAUUUCCAUUUCCGCUCGGCUGCCCGGAGCCCUGUUCUGUGAGCUCGCAAUGAGUCGUCAAGCCACGGAGCAGGAGAGGAGGACCGAGCCGACCGGGAGGAUAGGGGACAUAGAGAGUCAAAGGAUGCAGAAAGGGAGGAAAGGAGGGUUGAGGAGGCAGAAUCAGGAGAUUGGAGGGAGAAGGAUUGAGCAGAGGGAAGAGAUGAUAUGAUGGAAGAGGAGAGAGUAGCGGGAGAGAGAGAGCGAAGGUUGCGACAGCGCAUUACCAUCUGAGAAGGGGCAGAGUGAGUAGUGUUGGAGGAGAGCGAGAGAGAAAAGGAUACAAAGUAGUGGUCGGAGACUUGGAGGGGUGUUGCAGUGAGAUUAGUAAAAGAACAGCAUCUAGUAAAGAUGAGGUCAAGCGUAUUUUCUGCCUUGUGAGUAGGGGGGGGGGGGGGGGGGGGGGGUGAGAGGGUGAGGUCAAAAGAGGAGAGGAGUGGAAAGAAGAAGGCAGAGAGAAAUGAGUCAAAGGUAGACGUAAGGAGGUUAAAGUCACCCAGAACUGUGAGGGGUGGGCCAUCCUCAGGAAAGGAACUUAUCAAGGCGUCAAGCUCAUUGAUGAACUCUCCAAGGGAACCUGGAGGGCGAUAAAUGAUAAGGAUGUUAAGCUUGAAUGGGCUAGUGACUGUGACAGCAUGGAAUUCAAAUGAGGAGAUAGACAGAUGGGUCAGGGGAGAAAGAGAGAAUGUCCACUUGGGAGAGAUGAGGAUUCCUGUGCCACCACUCCGCUGACCAGAUGCUCUCGGGGUAUGCGAGAACACAUGGUCAGACGAGGAGAGCGCAGUAGGAGUAGCAGUGUUUUCUGUGGUAAUCCAUGUUUCCGUCAGCGCCAAGAAGUCGAGGGACUGGAGGGUAGCAUAGGCUGAGAUUAACUCUGCCUUGUUGGCUGCAGAACGGCAGUUCCAGAGGCUGCCGGAGACCUGGAACUCCACGUGGGUCGUGCGUGCAGGGACCACCAGGUUAGAGUGGCAGCAGCCACGCGUGUGAGGCAUUUGUAUAGCCUGUGCGGAGAGGAGAGAACCGGAAUAGACAGACGCAUAGUUGACAGGCUACAGAAAAUGGCUACAAUAAUGCAAAGGAGAUCGGAAUGAAAUGAACUAAACAUCUGGGAAAGCGAGAGAGCGGGGCCUCCCUCACUUACGUUUCACUGAAACACUCAAAUAUAACUCUCCCAACUUCCACUUUAGAAAUUAUAAUUGUUGUAAACUACAGAGGUUCAAUGUUUUCUAGGAAUAGACUAACUUAGUUUAUUCAGGAAGCUAACUUGGUACAGUAUUCUUCCGUGAAAACCGUCCAGGGCACCGAAUCCUAUGACGCCAUAGCCAACUAGCAUGCCAGGCUCCAAUAACACGGUUUAGCACCAAUACUUGGUUACAACAAACCACCAGUGUGUUAACACGCCAAGCAGAUCAUUUGUGUCCGUGUCUAACAUUGUGUAAAGUUUUGGGUUAGUUUUGACAGUUUGAAUGAGUCCGUCGUCAACUUAUUCAGCCAGUUAGUUAGCUAGAAUAGUUAGCAUACUAGCUAGACAUUGCUCUCUGCCAACGAAAAAACCCCUCCUCCCACGGCACGAACACACAGAGAGAGCCAAGCUAACGUUAACUAGUCACCCAUGUCCCGAAUUCCCUUGAAUGACUCUGGUUACCAGUAUGUAAAAACGAAACACAAAUGUAGGUUAUAACUUACCCUUAGUAGCUACUGUUAGCCAGUUAAGUGCAAAGCUAGCCACUGAAUCGAUUCAGCCAGUUGGCUGGAACGGAGCGAAUGGAAUGGCAUUAAACAUAUGGAAACCAUGUGUUUGAUGUAUUUGAUACCAUUCCACUUAUUCCGCUCCGGCCACUACCACAAGCCCGUCCUCCCCAAUUAAGGUGCUACCAAUCUCCUGUGAUGUACAUGUCUUUAAGAUGUACUAAUUUGUUGAAGUGGCAGCUUGACUACCGUCUCUGACACCUCUCUUUGGUUUUGAAACUUUUCUUAUCUCCCCUCUCCUCCCCCAGGUACUGUGUGUUUGGACUGGGCUCGAGGAUGUACCCACAGUUCUGUGUGUUCGUCCAUGCCGUGGAUGCCAAUCUGGAGGAGCUGGGGGCAGAGCGGGUGACGCCCACUGGAGAGGGGGAUGAACUGAAUGGGCAGGAGGAGGCCUUCUCUGACUGGGCUCUCACCACUCUCAAAGUGGACGGACAACGGAGGAUGGCUCUCUGGCUUAAAAGUGGAUCUUAGCUAUGUGUUGACGAUCAUGUUUGCAGUAUAUUUUAUAGUAUACAUAUUAACAUACUCCUGGUAUGUCUACUAUAUGCUCAAGUAACAUUACAAAAAAUACCUGUUAUGAUCUUUAAUCUCAUAAGCAUUUGCAUAUCAUUUUGAUCUACAUAGUGUAUUUAAUCAUUGAGCCUAAGCACGCUUGCUCUGCUUCCAGGAUGCCUAUAAGGAGUUCAACAUCCAGGGACAGCUGAGUCUGCAGCUCCCUGGGGCAGAGCGACUCUGCGAGGCCUGGGACCCCCUGAGAUAGCACGUAGCGCUGGAGAGCUGCCCCCAGGACCACAUCACAGGUACUACACCUGGGCCAGGGGAUGAACAUUUGACAAGGGACUGGUGUAGCACUAUAAAGCAUUAUAAACAAAUCUUGUAUUUCAGUCAGCCAGUUGUACGUGAUGAUUUUCACUGUCCUCUCUUUCGCAGCACUUUCAGCCAUUCACUCUAAAACUGUCUUCCCCAUGAAACUGAAGAGGAGACAGAAUCUAUAGAGCCUCCAUUCAAGGUUCAGUUAUUGUCAUCUGCCACAGUAUUUUUUUUUUACCCACUAGCAUGUUAUUUUUGCAAUACUUUCAAUGUUAUUGACAGGACUCAAUGUUUUUGACAGGACUCAAUGUUUUUUGACAGGACUCAAUGUUUUUUGACAGGACACAAUGUUUUUGACAGUGUUUAAUUCAGCAUUGUCAUUCUUGUUUCUAGCCGGUCCACCAUUCUGGUGGAGCUGGAGAGGGAGAGAAGUGCAGAGGUCAUGAACUUUGCUCCAGGAGACUAUGUUGGUGUUUUCCCAGGGAAUCUACCUCAACUGGUGGCUGGCAUCCUAAAGUUCCUUCCCCAUACGCCCCCAACCAACCAGUGCCUACGACUGGAAUACCGCUCUGACUCCUGCCUAGGUACAACACUAUUCAUUAAUAAUGGUGCUGAUUGAGGUAACCACUGUAAAAUCAGAUUUUUUUUAGGAAGACAUCGUCUUCGAAAAAUGGCCACUGUUAAGAUUACUCUGCAUUUCUAUUUCUCAACAGAUGACGAGAAAAACUGGCAUCCCAGCAUGCCCUUUGUCUCAGGCACUCACCUACUUCCUGGAUGUGACCACGCCCCCCUGUCAGAACCUCCUCCACAAGCUCUCUCAGCUGGCGAGACAGGAGGGGCACAGCCAGCGUCUGCUGACCUUGGCAAAGGUAACUCCUGUUUGUCUCAAGGACUAAUGUAGUGUUCAUUAUUGUCUCUUGAAAUAAAAAAGAGAUAUAUCAUGAAAGAAGAGCCUUUAACCUACCACCCUUUGGAAUUAUAUAGAAUUUAAGAAAAUAAUCAUCCAUACCUGUAGCACUAUUUCAUACAUAGAACUCUGAAAGCCUAUGCACUUUCCCAAAACAUUAUAUAAACAGAUAUUUUGCUCGUUAUUUAGCUUCUGUCUUAAUUUUCCAUCAGGAAUCUCAGGAGUACAUGACCUGGAAAACGUUCCGUGUUCCCACCUUACUGGAAGUCCUGGAGGAGUUCCUGUCUUUAGAACCCUCUGCACCCUUUCUCCUCAGCCAGCUGCCCCUGCUCAAGCCACGCCUCUCUCCAUCAGCUCCUCCCCUCAGCUUCACCCCAAUGAGCUACAUCUCACUCUGAUGGUGCUCAACUAUUACACACAAGGUACCGGACAUUAGAUUUUACAUUUUAGUCACUUAGCAAAUACUCUUAUCCAAGGUACAGGACAGUGCGACUCAACUUAGAAAUGACAAUACAUCAGUUAUCAAAUGCUUUGAAAGGAAUUUGAACUGCUAUCUCUUGGCUGUGAAAGUAACUGUACUGUAUUUUUCUGUACUGUUCAACCUCUAGAUGGACAGGGUCCUCUUCACCACGGGGUCUGCAGCACCUGGCUGAAUACCAUUAAGAAAGGAGACCUUGUACCAUGUUUCAUCUACAGGUAUAGAACGUACUGUAACAUACGUAUGUCAGUGGCUGAUACUUUCUCCAAUUGCACCAAAUGAUUGGUUGUAGCCUAUCCCCAGUAUAAUUGAUUGAGAUUAUUAUUUCAAGUGAAGCUAACUGAUUGUGUUAUUGUUUACAGUUCAGGUGGGUUCCACCUCCCAGCAGAGCCCAGCACUCCAGUCAUUCUGUUGGGGGCUGGCAGUGGCAUCCCUCCCUUCCGAAGCUUCUGGCAACAACGGCUACAUGACAUGAAACACCCAGGUAGUGUGUGUGUGUCUGUGUGUCUGUGUGUCUGUCUAUGUGUCUGUUGAUACAAGAUCUCUGACCUUAAGGGCUAUGGUUUUGUCUUGGCAGGGUUCUCUGGAAGUCCUAUGAGUCUUGUGUUUGGCUGCCAGAGUUCGGAGACAGACCCUUUAUACAAAGAGGAGACACUGGAGAUGAGAAGGCUAGGGGUCCUGAAGAGUGUUACAUCCACAUAUUCCGCCAGCCAGGUCACCCAAAGGUACUGUUGCAUUAAGUCAUUUACAAACAAAUCAUGUACUGUGUGAGCACUUGAAAAGCUUGAUUGAAUCUGAUUGGCUUAAGAUUCAAGUGAAGGUUGAAGCUUAAAAUUGUUCCUAUCUCCUUGUACUGUGCCUCCUAUUCCUAACCGUUGACCUCUGUGUGUGAGCAGGUCUAUGUCCAGGAUGUCCUGAGGGAGAGGAUGGCAGGGGAGGUGCUGAGUGUGUUGCACCAGAAGGAGGGUCACCUCUACGUGUGUGUGUGGGGGGGGGUAAGUAAGUGGACAGUAAGUGGACUGUAGUAAGUGGACAGUGUUUUACAAUGCUUGUAUGGUUUGUAUUUUUGUUUCUUUAUUUGCAGAUUCAGAAGAGGUACCAUGAGGAUAUUUUUGGAGCCCAGUUUCAGAAGUGA